GUCCCGUUCCGAACACUCACGAGCGCCACCCCAGCGACCGAGCGCGGCGGCGCGGAUGGACCCGGAGGCGGCGACGGAGCUGGUUCGGAAGGGCGCCACCUUCCUCCUCCUGGACGUCCCCCAGCGCACCCUCAUCGGAAUCGACACCCAGGUGUUCUCCGUUGGUCCCAAGUUCAAAGGCAUCAAAAUGGUGCCUCCGGGGCCGCAUUUCGUCUACUACUGCUCCUCCAGCAGGCACGGGAAUGAGUUUGCACCUACUGUUGGAUUCUUUCUUACUACUCAACCGUCUGAGGUGAUUGUUCGAAAGUGGGAUGCACAAGAUGAAAGGUUAAUCAAACUGUCAGAAGAGGAGGAAAUCAGAUACUCAGAAGCAGUAAGACGUUUUGAGUUUGAUGAUCAGCUUGGACCAUACAAUUUGGAUUCUUUUGGAGACUGGAAACAACUUUCAACCUACUUGUCACAGAACAUCAUUGAACGACUUGAACUAAUUGGAGGGGAAGUUACAAUUGCAUGGGAGUCAUCAUGGAUGGAUAAAGCACCCCAAAGUGACACGGAGAGAUGCUUGAUGGAACAACUAAGAGAAGGCAAGUUUGCAAAGAACGCUCAUGUGCAGUCUGAGCGGAGAGGAUGCUACUACACAAGUAUCCCUGCUUCGGUUAAGCAUGAGAACAUCUCCAGGGAUGAGCUGACGGCACUGAAUUUGGACAAAACAAGCUUGCCGGAGAGUGUUUUGGCCAAAAAAUAUCAAGGCCAAGAAGAUUUACUCUCGGGGGAGCUGCAGUUCGCUUUCAUAGCUUUUAUGUCACUAGAGGCCUUUAUGCAGUGGAAAGCAUUGGUCAGUCUUCUUUUGAGCUGUUGUGACGCUCCGCAUCAUAAAAGGACUAACAUGUUCGUAAAGUUUAUCAGGACAUUUUACUAUCAACUCAAGGAUGGCUUUAAACGUACACAAGAUUCCAGGAGCAGUGGGGAUAUGGGCAACUCUCUGUUUUUGGAUGAAGCGUGGUUUUCAAGAGACGUAUUCCUGUACCGCCUUUCUAAGGAUUUGUUUACAGUGGUACUUGAAGCCCCCGUCAUGGAUGGAGACCUUCUAUCAUGGGCUAGAGAACUUAAAACGCUUCUGGAGGCCACGUUUGGAUGGGACCUUGAGAACAAUGCAGUGAACCUUAUUGAUGAAGAUGACGAGUUUGCUCCUGUGGUUGUUGAAAUGGACGGGUCAUAGACUAGUGAAGUCGCAUUCCAUGAAAUCUCUCGAGGAUAUGGUACACCUGCAGCUGACUACUUGAUUGACGAUGGAGAUACGUAGGAUCCUCUCUUAAGUGGUCCGGUGGUAUCCUAGUGUCUGAAGUGUUUGGCCUGUAUAUAUAUAUGAAGAGCUUGAAUUUUGUAGCUGCAUCAGCGACAAUGUAUCUUGGAUCUUGGUUGUACUAUGUAGCAUGUGCUAUUGUAUAUUAUGCGUAGUAUGAAUACAAAGGUAAUGGUCUUCUUCCUUGUGUGAGAGCAUGAAAAUACCUGUUAAGGCAAUGUUUUUCUUUAUCGAACAAGCAAAAAGUUCAACGCAAUACUUACACUUUUCAUAGAAGUAUAAUCCCUGCAGUGCCAUUCGUGUUA
This is a messenger RNA of Phragmites australis (common reed), 1608 nucleotides long. RefSeq lists its product as uncharacterized. The record is from RefSeq and is a predicted model, not a curated record. Bases 56 to 1219 code for a protein of 387 amino acids. The transcript has 14 exons. NCBI's taxonomy places the organism in Eukaryota, Viridiplantae, Streptophyta, Magnoliopsida, Poales, Poaceae. Gene Ontology annotation, biological process: spliceosomal tri-snRNP complex assembly.